AUGGCCUUUUUAGAGCGCUCUAGUCGGUGGCUGACUGCCCUUCAUCGACUGCCAGGACGGUGGGAGUUGAACCCCAGGCCCACAAGGCCAGAUGGGCCUCAGGCUACUUCCUCCAGCUUGCUGGUCCCAGUGCCCAGCCUUGAUAGCUCAGGCUCCUGUGGUGCAGACCCAAACACAAGCAAGGGCCCAAGGACCCAUGGAUGGAAAGAUGCCUUCCAGUGGAAGUCUGCUCAAGCCUCCCCGAACACCCUAUGGAAUGCCUUAUCAUGGGGCACCCUGGCUGUGCUGGCCCUGCAGCUGGCGAGGCAGAUCCACUUCCAGGUAUCCCUGCCAGGAGCACCUCAGCGAGUGGAGUCCUGCUCUUGGCACCGUCCCCUGGAUCGCUUCCUGUCAUCUGUCUUGUGGCACCCGAACUCCGCAGUGCGGAGGCACAUCCUGCCCUACCCCGAGGGCCCAGCCCCCAGGCACUCCAGCCACAGGGACCGCAGGCUGGGCCAGGAAGGGCCCUCAGCUCAGCCCAGCAGGCUCUCCUCACACAGCUCCCUGAGGGCAGCCGGUGCCCAGGAUGCCUCUGAAGAAGAUCCCAGUGGAUUUGGGUUCCCGCCUGCCAGCAGUCACUUUGAGUCCAAGGCAAAGCCAGCCCAGCCACAGACAACUGGGGACAAGCAGGAGUGUGAUAAAUCAAAAGCUCUCUCCCUCGAGGAGUCAGUGGCUUCCAUUCAGCAGCUCUUCCAGCUCAGUGUUGCUAUUGCCUUCAACUUCCUGGGGACAGAGAGCAUGAGGAACGGGGACUACCCAACAGCCUUCUCUUACUUCCAAAAAGCGGCCGGCCGUGGCUACAGCAAAGCACAGUACAACACGGGCUUGUGUCACGAGUAUGGCAGAGGCACACCCCGAGACCUCAGCAAGGCAAUCCUCUGCUACCAGCUGGCGGCUGGCCAGGGCCAUGGCCUGGCGCAGUAUCGCUACGCCAGGUGCCUGCUGCAAGACCUCGCCUCCUCGGAGGGCCCCGGCCGCCAGAGGGCAGUGUCCGUGCUGAAGCAGGCUGCCGACGCGGGCUUGAGGGAGGCCCAAGCUUUCCUCGGGGUGCUUCUCACCAAGGAGGCAUACCUGGAUGAGCUGAGAGCUGUGAAAUACCUCUGGCUUGCAGCCAACAGUGGGGACCCACAGAGCAGAUACCACUUAGGAAUUUGCUACGAGAAGGGCGUUGGAGUGCAGAGGAAUCUGGGAGAGGCCGUGAGGUGCUACCAGCAGGCGGCAGCGCUGGGGAACAAGCCCGCCCAGGAGAGGCUGCGGACCCUCUUCUCAACAGAGGCAUCUGCCCUUGGGCCCAGCGAGCUGGCCGUGGCAGGACUGAAGUCCUUCUCCAGCCCCUCCCUCUGCAGUCUGAACACCUUGCUGGCAGGAGCCUCACACCUCCCCCAUGCCCGGAGCACCGGGAACCUUGGGCUCCUCUGCAGAAGUGGGCGCCUGGGACCCAGCCCCGGCGCCAGGAGCACUGGUGACCCACUGCACUCGCAGUCCUUGGAAAGGGGUCUAGUCGGACUGGGUUUGGGCUAAGUGGGUUCAUGCCCCUCUUCCCUUCCCUGUUGGAAUGGAAGGAAGGAGCUACCGAAAUACCUGGAUGUGCCUACGUGGGUGUUUCGGACCUUCACCCUUGGAGCUUGAAGCUGGAACCUGAGGUGCUCAGAGAGUUGGCACCCAUUUGGGGUCCCACAGAAACGGCCAGUUUUCCACCCCCCUCCCCAAAGAGCCUUGAGUUCCUGCCACAGCACAGUGAGGAGAGGAAAGCGUGUGCAGAGCCAGGCUCCAGUCCUGGCCCAGCCCCUUGCCUGCCGCGCCCGCCCCUCGACGCACCAACCCGACUCACUGCACUCUUGCCCCAGCUGUAGACCAGGAGCAGUGGAGUGUGCCCUCCUGCCUUACAGAGCCGAUGGCGACUGAGGUUGAACAUGACUGUCACAGCAGUUCCCUACAGAGAGGGCCUUGUCUGGUGCUCUCUCAGGCCUGGGGAGGCAGGCCGGGGCAACACAGCUCUCUGAGCCACCAGGCUGGGAGGAGGACCCUGCGUCCUGAGUCCUGGAUGGCCUUGAGAUGGAUCUACCACCGUGAGCUGGGGCUCCUGGCUCCUUGGGGCGGGAGAGGCAGUUCUGAGGCCCUCUUUUGGGAAGGGCGUGUUUAAUAAAAUUGCUAUCGGAUUA
Molecule: messenger RNA, 2201 nt
Organism: Echinops telfairi (small Madagascar hedgehog)
Lineage: Eukaryota; Metazoa; Chordata; Mammalia; Afrosoricida; Tenrecidae
Gene: DELE1
Product: DAP3 binding cell death enhancer 1
Exons: 13
Coding region: 1-1560 (519 amino acids)
Molecular function (GO): protein binding
Source: RefSeq, a predicted model, not a curated record